Molecule: messenger RNA, 2439 nt
Organism: Eimeria acervulina
Lineage: Eukaryota; Apicomplexa; Conoidasida; Eucoccidiorida; Eimeriidae
Exons: 7
Coding region: 1-2439 (812 amino acids)
Source: RefSeq, a predicted model, not a curated record
AUGCUAAUUGUAGAGGAGGAGAAGAGCGUCAUUUGGGGGCCCCAAGGAGGGGCCCCCAAAUCGCAGCUUCAGCUUGAGACCCUGCUGAGGUGUAUGUACACCCUACCCAAGGCAGCAGCAGCAGCAGCAACGACAAAAGCAGCAGCUGCAGUCUUGUCUCCCUUCUCUAGGAGAGACAAUCCACAGCGCAGCGCUGCAGCAGCAGAGUGUCCCCCUGCAGCCUCACAAGAUUUGAUAGGCUUCAGCAGCACGCAGCAGCAGCAGCAGCAGCAGCGGCAACAGUCCCACGCAUUGUUAGUAGACGGGCAGCCCGAAAAGAAGCAGCCUUUUUUCGCGCUGCAGCAGCAGCAGCAGCAAAGAUCGAAGAAUAAACUGUCUCCUUCCGGCACCGUAGAUAAACAGCCUGCUGCUGCUGCUACUGCAGCAGCAGAAGUGAAGGAAGUGCUGCGCAAAGUCGCGGAGACGCUGCAGCAGGUGCAGCAGCAGCAGCAGCAGCAAGGAGAUGGGUCUCCGAAAGAAUCUGCUGCAGCAGGGGGUGUGGGGGAGUCUUUCCCUGGGGCUUUGUCUGCACUUUCGGUGCAACUUAGCGGUGCAAUGACUGAUUUAGAGGGGGGUUUGAAAAGGCUGCUGAAUGCAGCAGAUGCAACAGCAGCAAAUGCGGCAGCAGCAAAUGCAGCAGCAGCAAAUGCACCAGCAGCAAAUGUAACAGCAGCAAAUGCAACAGCAGGUGCAGCAGCAAAUGCUUCAACAGGUCCAGCACAAGAAUGGCGAGACAGGGCCUCACCAGGCCCAUCCGCACCAACAGCAGCAGCAGCAGCAGCGGCGGCAGCAGCAGCAGCAGCAGCAGCAGCAGCAGCAGGGCCCUCAGUUGCAGCAGCAGCAGCAGCAACAACAACAGCAGCAGCAACUGCUGCUGCUUUACGCUCAGAUCAAUCUUCCCCUCGUAAUGCAGAGUUGACGGUGGAGCAUCAGUUUGGCCCAACUACAGAAGAAGCGCGACGAAUGGCGCAGCAUUUGUUGAAUCGUUUGAUGCCUCACGACCCCACAUAUCACAUUUUGCUGGAGAAGGCGCAGUCUGGGAAUCCGUGUUCAGGGCAGAUAGCAGCGGGUUUAGAUGUCUCCGCUGUCUCCUCGCUGCGCUCUUUGCUGCUUGAAAAUGAAAUACUGACGAACUUUCGUCUGACGGGGCUCGGAGACCUUAGGAGGGUUGCUAUGUUAGGCAGAGAGAACGAGCUUGCAGCUCAGCGUGUUGUUCGCUUGCUGCUAGCGGAGCCCUGGCUGUUCUAUAAAGAUUAUAAUGCGGUGAUGUCGGUGCUGAUGGUAGUACCUCAGAACUGUGGAGGUGGAGCACCUUGUUUGAGUUCUGCAUGCGUUGGGGCUGCAUGCGUUGGGGCUGCAUGCGUUGGCGGUGCAUGCGGAGACGAUGCUGCUGUCUCCGUUGGUUCGUCUGCUCUCAUCAACACCACCUGCACCGACUCUGCAGUAGCAGGAGCAGCAGCAGCAAACAAAGGGGCUGUGGUGUGCAGCGAAAGAAGGAACAGCGGAGACAGCAAAACAGCAGCAGCAGCAGAAAGCGGAUCGUCUCUGUCUGCUGCUGCAUUACGAGGUGUCUCCUCUAUGCGCUUUUGCUUUGAACCUGGGGGCCCUCUUGCUGCAUGCGCAAUUAAAGGGUCUCCUAAUAUGCAACAGCAGGAUAGAGAUGUGCAGCUAUUAAUUGAGUUAUCGGCAGAGGGCUUGGGGCUGGAUAUCCGAAGCUUCCCGCAGCAGAUAGUACAGCUUAUAUCUGCUGAUGAUGCUGAUAGAGACACUGCAGCAGCAGCAGCAGCAGCAGCAGGCUCCUCUUACUUCCCUCAAGAAGACUUCACCCCACAUGACUCCAUCAUACUUAACUCAUCAACCGCAGACAUGCCGUUUCCUACGCGCAAGUACUUGGAUGUAAGCAGAGUAAUACUGCAGGGCACGUGCAGACGUGUAGUGUCUCCUGCAGGAGCAUCGACGCUGCUGAAGACACGCGAGUUUGGUGUUAGGGUGUCUCCUCACCAGAGGAGACAGGCAGAGAUGCAGCUACCAGAGAGCCGCAUAUUAGUUCAUAUUGAAAUUCGUGGGGUACAGCAGCCGCAGCAGCAGCAGCAGCAGCAGCAGCAGGUUGGGGGUGGGGAGACAGGCCAGGUAUCUUCUGCUGCUGCUGCAGCAGCAGCAGCAGCAGCAGCAGGAGCGCGUUAUCCGCCUUCUUACUUUACUAGUGAAUUCUUUCUAAGCGAGCAUAAGGAGACAGAACCCUUUACUGCAGCAGAUGCAGCAAUGCUUGUCUCUCAGCGAAUUAGCGAUCAGCAUCGACAUGUGUGGGGUGCAGCAAAGGUGGUGCUCUGGGAGGCGGAGGAGACAGUGCUAGAGGGAAACGCCAAAGUAAGACAAACUGUCUCCUUCUGCUGCUGCUAA